Molecule: messenger RNA, 1839 nt
Organism: Drosophila novamexicana
Lineage: Eukaryota; Metazoa; Arthropoda; Insecta; Diptera; Drosophilidae
Product: prolyl 4-hydroxylase subunit alpha-1-like
Exons: 7
Coding region: 168-1730 (520 amino acids)
Biological process (GO): peptidyl-proline hydroxylation to 4-hydroxy-L-proline
Cellular component (GO): endoplasmic reticulum
Molecular function (GO): procollagen-proline 4-dioxygenase activity; iron ion binding; L-ascorbic acid binding
Source: RefSeq, a predicted model, not a curated record
AAUGAAGCAAAAAAGUAUCAAUCGGUAAAAGACUAAAACUAUUUUAUUGUGUGAGGCGUACCCAACCAUCGGCUCGCCUUUUCAAAGAUACUAAGAUAUAUUAUACUGUUAUCUGUUUAAGGCAAUUACUAAAAACCCUUUUUAGGACAAUAAAAAGAGCCCAGCUUAUGCGGUAUUUAUGGACAUUACUAUAUAUAGGGAUUGCUCUAAUCCUAUGCCCGAUUAGGGCCAAGGCCGCAAUGGAGCAGAGCCACAGCACUUCCGUCGCGGGUAUGGUGAAGUUGGUGCUGCUAGAGGCCAAGCUCAUUGAGAAUCUCAGCAGCUAUGCGGAUGAGCUCGAGAAGAAACUGAAUAUAUUGAAAAGGGUCGUUCCACUAUUGCAAGAGAAAAGCAAUAAGGCGAUGAGUCAAAUGGAGCAAUAUGUGUCGAAUCCCAUAAACGCAUUUUCACUAAUACGUCGGUUGCAUAAGGAUUGGAAUAAAUGGAAGUUAUUCAUGGAGGAACCACUGGGCUCAUCGCAGGUGGCAUAUGUAAAUGAACACAAAGCCCAGCUGCCGAGCCCAACUGAUAUGGAUGAGACAUGCCAAGGGUUGCACCGGCUAUAUGAUGUGUACAACCUGACGGUGAAGGACAUCGUCAGGGGGCUGAUUAACGGGAAGCAGUACAACGCCAGUCUAGGAGCCUUGGAUACCUACGCGAUGGGCAAGUACCUGGACCACUAUCGAAUUCGAGAUUUGGCCAGCGAAUGGUUUGCGGAGACAAGCAAGUCGCUAAUGCAGCACACACUCCCAAUACCAAUGGGAGGCGAACGUCAACAAGUGCUGCAACUCUUUGCGAGGGCAUUUAUCAAACAGAAGCAUUACACAAUCGCGCUGCCCCUCUUGGACCACGCUCUGAUAAAGGGCAACAAAACAAACAAUUCAGAUCUGUUAAGUGAGAGGGCUCAAAUCGAGGAAUUGGCCCGAGCGGCGCCCAAAUUAAGGCCAAGCAUUAGAUAUACGACUGAUUACGCUAGAGGAUGCCGCAGUCAAUACGUGCAACAAACCAACUUGAUUUGCAAGUACAAGUUCAGGCCUUCGCCGUUUCUCCGUCUAGCGCCGCUCAAAAUGGAGGUUCUGGUCGUUAAACCAUUUAUAGUGGCCUUUCACGACGUGCUGUCACCACAUGAAAUAGGCGAACUGCAACAGCUCGCAAUGCCGCUUUUAAAGCGCACAACCGUAUAUGAUUCAAAUUCUGGGCUUCAUGGAUCUGUCAAAGGCACACGGACCUCAAAGGGUUUUUGGCUUUCGCGCAGCCAUAAUAACCUAACAAAGCGGAUUGCUAGACGUAUUUCGGAUAUGACUGGAUUUCAUUUAGAAGGCUCAACCUCACUACAAGUCAUGAACUACGGCUUGAGUGGGCACUACGCACUGCAUACCGAUUACUUCAAUACCACAGAGCUUAUUGCACCAGAGAGUCCGACGGGUGAUCGCAUUGCUACGGUUCUGUUCUAUCUAAGUGAUGUAGAACAAGGUGGUGACACUGUAUUCCCUCGCAUUGAACAGGUCUUCAAACCAGAGCGCGGAAAGGCUCUUUUCUGGUACAAUUUACAUCGCAAUGGAACAGGCGAUAAGAGAACCCAGCAUGGAGCCUGUCCAGUGCUAGUGGGUUCCAAGUGGAUAAUGACCCAAUGGAUAAACGAACGCCCGCAGCUCUUUGCUCGACCUUGUCUCCGGGAGAGCACCAAAUGAAUUUGCCUGAUGUUCUAAAAUAACUUUUCAUCAUUUCAAACUUUUAAACUGCCAAUAAACAUGUAAUUUAGUGCGAAUUUUUAGCCUGCUCGAACUGCUGCUUAUGUCA